AUGAGACUUCUAUCGACAAAGACAACAAAACUCGAGGUCUUUGAUCUCGAAAAUGCUCCACCUUACGCAACGCUAUCUCAUCUUUGGGAGCAUGAUGAGGUUCUAUUCCAAGAUAUGGAAGACUUGUCCAGAGCGGCUCGGAGAGGUGGCUUCCUAAAGAUACAAUUGGCAUGUGCUGCGGCUGAAAGACAAGGGCUCGGGCACAUCUGGAUCGAUACCUGCUGCGUAGACAAGGAAAGCGAAGCUGAGCGGAACGAAGCAGUCGAGUCCAGCUUUCGCAUCUUCAAAUCGGCGGCAGUAUGCAUUGCCUACCUGUCUGACGUUAGAUCAGAGAGUACCAUGCUGGCUGAGUAUACUUCUGUAGCUGACUUUCAUCCGGACAACAACCUGGAGGGCAAAUUUCGACAUGCAUUCAAACGUAGUAGAUGGUUUACGCGGUCCUGGACACUGCCGGAACUUAUUGCUCCACCGCAGCUUGUAUUCUAUUCCCAUGGAUGGGAACUUAUCGGCACACGGUCGCAGCUCCGGGCGCAUCUGUUCGAUAUUACUGGUGUUGAUCCUUUCGUUCUCCAAGGUGGUGAUCUCGCAAAGGUAUCUGUGGCCCGGAAGAUGUUCUGGGCCACAAGCCGCAACGCAUAUCGACUCGAGGACAUUGCAUACUCUCUGGCAGGAUUAUUCGGCGUCGAGAUGAUUCCAAUCUAUGGCGAGGGCAACGUAAGAGCAUUCUUACGUUUGCAGGAACACAUUGCGAAGACCGUCCCAGACCCCACGCUUUUUGCCUGGAGAGAAGAUUGGUUUCGUAAGAGUCCGAAGUGGAAGAAUUUCCAAGAUCUUGUCGACUCAGCCGACCUCUGGGCCUUCUUAGCAACCAGUCCAAGUGCCUUUAGCCACUGUGGAAGCAUGUUUCCCGCCAUGGCGACUAUUGACGACAUGAAGCCACACCACAGAGACUUCGACAAUGAUGACGACUCGACGUGGGAAACUAGCUCUGUGGCAUCCUUUCAAUCGUCAGCAACCACUUUGAUUGAGGGUUCGACUUCAACACCGGUCACAUCGGGCUUAGGCAACGCGAUAUCAUUCUUGUCCGAAAAUGAUUACUUAUAUCCGCUCUACAAAUUGGCCCUCCAGACGCCUGGGGUAGGUCCUGAUAGGCUGCGGAGAAACCUGACCCGCAUGCUGCGAUCUUUGGGUCUGGAAUUAGCAAUAGAAGCGACGUCCAAGGAAGAAGCUCUGUCCUCAGUGUUUUUCCGUGUCUACCGGCUGGCAAUCGCGUCAGGAGUCACUUCGAGAAUCGCCGAAAAGAGCCUCGAGCCCAUCGCCCUUGACCAGCCGAGAACUAAAGCGCCGGAAACUAUUUCAGGCACUUUAUCUGAGGAUACUCUCCCAGAUGAAGUCGCGCAGGUCGAGCAGAAAGACGACGACCUGGAUCAUGAAGAAGAUGAGGAUAUCCCCGAGGAGAAAGAGAAGGAGGAACAAACAAAUGAGUUGAAUUUUGAGUCUAUCCGGGCCUUCGUUCUCUCUAGCGGGGCAUUCGAGAACAUGAAGAGAAGACUUACCGACUUCGUCAACCCCACCUUCCGCACUCAGGCCCAGAAGCUCGUUGCGAAGGUCCUCGAAGGCAAGAACACAUUGGAUGACCAGUAUUGGGUUGGCAUGAAGGACAAGAUGCAAGCCAUCCUGACAGAGCUAGAAGAGUCGUGUCCCCAAAGCGUUGUGCUGGACAUCGCAACCACUCCUAAGAGGCUCGAUUCAUUCCAAAUAUGGGUGGAAACUUUGACAAAGGAAGCUUGGGACUGGUGGCCUAUGUCGCCUCCCAAGCAUGCUUUGAGCCCGACUGAGGCGCGACUUGGAUGGCGCUGUUUCGAAAAGUUCUGCCGCGACGGCUUCGCCCAUCGCGGCCUUGAAGUUCCAAACACAUCCCAAAAGGACUACUACUACAACCCGCGUCCCGCCCUUCGCGAACCCCCGGUCUCUCCCGAAGAAUUCAGCCACGUCUUCCACUACACGGCCAAGAGCGAGGCCGUCAUCUGGAGAUCGCUCGGCCUGCCGUUCUAUGAUACCGUGGAGGCGCUGAGCGACGAUACUGUCGGCUGCAUACCGCAGCGGUACCACUACCUCGACGAGCGGAGUAAUCGCAAAGAAGACUUUUGGGGCCUGUAUAUCCGGGAACGGCGGUCUGCGCUGAUGACGUCGGUGUAUAUCCUGCUAUGCCUUUCGCCUUUUUUUGCGUUUUGCUUUUUGUACUUGUUUGGAGUUAUCUCGGGAGAUAUACAGAACGCUACAACACCGCUUGCGUUGGCGUUGACGGCUCUUGGGUUGUUUUUGGGGUCUAUGAUUAAAUCUUAG
This is a messenger RNA of Colletotrichum scovillei, 2346 nucleotides long. RefSeq lists its product as uncharacterized. The record is from RefSeq and is a predicted model, not a curated record. The transcript has 2 exons. Bases 1 to 2346 code for a protein of 781 amino acids. Lineage: Eukaryota; Fungi; Ascomycota; Sordariomycetes; Glomerellales; Glomerellaceae.